Molecule: messenger RNA, 163 nt
Organism: Racocetra persica
Lineage: Eukaryota; Fungi; Glomeromycota; Glomeromycetes; Diversisporales; Gigasporaceae
Source: the annotation of a GenBank genome assembly
CCUUCACUUCUGAGCUUUUUGGGGUAUCGAUUACAUGACAACACUUUGGAACAAGAGGAAAUAGAACACAGUCGGUAUAAGCAUAAAUUAGAAACUAUCCUCAAAUAUCAUGACAAAACAUCUGAAACCGGGAAAAUAGCACGCGCUGUUAAAAAAGUUCCAG